CGGACAUUUCCCGUCUCUUCUGUUCCAGGCCCAAGGCACACAACAGUCGAGCCCGCUAUCGAGGAACCACAACCUAGAUCCUCGGUGAUUCAGCAACAGAUUGGAACAUGCCCGAUGCGAGCAACCCUCACCGACAAGCCCGACAAGCCCGACAAGCCCGGAGGAACCCGCGGUUGGGGUUGGCUUGUUCUCGCUGCCAGCGGAGGAAGAUCCGUUGCGAUGGUCAGCUCCCAGCCUGCAACAACUGCAAGAAGGCUCGAGUCGUCUGUACCGAUGGUGAGAGUCUUCGCCUCCGAGACCUGCCAAGAGCCCAAAUUGCAAACUUGAAGGAACGUAUCAGAUGGCUUGAGGACAUCAUCCGUGAGAGAUGCUCCGAUGUGGACCUCAGCCAAGGCCCACCCGAUGACCUAGACAUGCAUGUCGAUGGUGACGAAACCUUUGCACCGGACUCCAUGAUCGAACUCAGCAGUGGGCAGCCCGAAGCCAAUGUGACGCAACACAACGCUCGAGACAUUGGAAGACAAUCGAUCGCAUCUUCGGAAUCGCAACCAACCACACAGCCUGUAAUACGUUCGGAACCGCGAAUGGCCGAUACCAUGGCUAGCAGCACUCUGUCUCAUGAGAUCGGAAUGGUCUCACUCGGCAGCAGUCAGGAUUCUAAGUACAUCGGACCUUCAAGCGGAUACUUCUUGGCCCGCCUCAUGUUGACUUCAAACCGCCAGGACGACCAGACCGUUUGGCCGACCAGGCCCCAAGCACCAACCUUCUCAAUACCCACAGCUCUAGUCGAGGCGUUGCAUGGCCCAAUGCCAUUGCCAAGUAAGGAACAUGCAAGACAGUUGGCAGAGAGCUACUUUGAUGCCAUCAACUGCCAGUUCCCUAUCCUACAUCAGCCAACAUUUAUGAACCUGCUUGAUCAAGUUUAUGACAGCAGCGUUAAUACAGAUCGCGGGACCACAGGCGUUUUCCAGGUCUUCAUGGUCCUUGCUCUUGGUUCUAUUGUCUUGACUCGCAGAUUACGGGCCCAUCUUCCAGGAGAAUCCUACUGCCUCUCGGCGAUGCAACAUUUCGACCGGCUCAGCGUCGACAGCUCAAUCCCCGGCUUACAGUGUCUUCUCUUACUGACAAUAUUCACGAUGCAUAGCCCUAGCAUGCGUCUCAACGUUUGGUACCUCAACUACCAGUGUAUCGCCGCUGUCUUGGACUUGGGACUGCAGCGCGACAUCAAUACCGACUCAGGCAUCUCUCUUCUCGAACAGGAGAUGAGAAGCAGGAUAUUCUGGGUUGUGUUUUCGCUUGACAGAAUGAUUGCCACCAUGAUGGGACGACCGAUUGGUUUACGAGAUGAAGCAUGCGACCUGAGACUGCCACAAGAUAUCGAUGAUGCCUCCCUCCAGAACUUUGAACAGCAGCCUCAAAAUGCACGCCCGGGCCGUAUGGCCUUCUCGAUCCAUUUGUUCCGACUUGCAAAACUCAACUCGGAGUUCAAGUACGUUGCAAAUAGCGUCGUCCGCAAAACGCCUAGUUACGCAUAUCCUGCUGUGAUUGACAUCAACGAAUGGCAACGUGGGAUGAUCUUGCAGCUGGAUGAAUGGUACGAAGGCAUUCCCGAGGUGCCCGGUUGUGAGUAUAUCCGUGCCAUUUGCCAGGUCAGAUGCCAAGGCCUUCGCAUGCUUGUGUUACGACCUAGCCCAGCUAUACCGAGCCCAUCUCGCGAGUCGUUACAAAAAUGCUACAUUGCCGCACGCGAGACUCUGAUUCUUUUCAAUCAGCUAUAUAAGCAGAAUCUACUUAUCCACACUUGGAGCACAUGCCAUUCUAUAGUCUUGGGCAUCAUCACUAUGUUGUACUGCAUCAAAAUGGUACCCGAAGUCGCCAGGCAGACUUCGUUGGAUAUUUUAAUGUCUGAUUUUAGCGCUGGUCUAGGAGUCUUGGCUGCUACGGGAGAGCAUUGGUCCGGAGUGAAACGGUGCAGGGAUAUUCUCGACGACAUGGUUAGGGCGACUGUCCGGUGGAUCAAGGACGUUACGAACAAUUCAUCUGCCAUCGGAUCCCAUACUCCGCGUCGGUCGUCACGUAUCGAGCCCACGCACGCCCAAACACUAAGCCCGUAUGAUGAUACCACCGGCCCGGACGGCAUGCCGGUAGCUAGCCGCUGCUCGUCUGGGGGAAUGUCUAAUCCGACGAACAUGAGUUUUAUGACGGCGGGCGUUUCCUCGACAUUCCCACCGCAAGAACCCUUCGAAUCAUUUCUUUCAGGCACCUCUUUUGGUGAACAAUUACAGCUGGGAGAUACCGCAAACUUGGACAGCAUAAUGCGAUGUCUUUUCGACGACUUCAUACCGACGUACCCCAGCUUCAGCUGAUUAUAUAUGAAUCAUGUACAUUCAAUGAAUGUGUAUAAU
This is a messenger RNA of Colletotrichum navitas, 2405 nucleotides long. RefSeq names its product fungal-specific transcription factor domain-containing protein. Bases 108 to 2366 code for a protein of 752 amino acids. Lineage: Eukaryota; Fungi; Ascomycota; Sordariomycetes; Glomerellales; Glomerellaceae. The record is from RefSeq and is a predicted model, not a curated record. The transcript has 4 exons. Gene Ontology annotation, molecular function: sequence-specific DNA binding; DNA-binding transcription factor activity, RNA polymerase II-specific; zinc ion binding. Gene Ontology annotation, biological process: positive regulation of transcription by RNA polymerase II; DNA-templated transcription.